This is a messenger RNA of Melanotaenia boesemani (Boeseman's rainbowfish), 1945 nucleotides long. RefSeq names its product inhibin subunit beta Aa (gene inhbaa). The coding region runs from base 353 to 1714 and encodes 453 amino acids. Gene Ontology annotation, biological process: BMP signaling pathway; SMAD protein signal transduction. The transcript has 3 exons. NCBI's taxonomy places the organism in Eukaryota, Metazoa, Chordata, Actinopteri, Atheriniformes, Melanotaeniidae. Gene Ontology annotation, molecular function: growth factor activity; cytokine activity. The record is from RefSeq and is a predicted model, not a curated record. Gene Ontology annotation, cellular component: extracellular region.
AGAAAGACGAGAGCGAGAAGGAGAGAGGGAGUCCAGCCCACUUCGCUAAAACCAUUCAACUGGUGAACGAGAGGACGCAUUCAACUCUCACAGAGGGAUAGAGGGAGUGAGCAACAGAGGUGGACUGCGAGCUGUGCUGAACUUUGCAGCUUCCAAACUUCUGAGGAGAGGACGAGAGAGAAAGACAAAGACAGUAAGACAGAGAGAAGGCAGAAGAAGGAAGGACUCAAUUUUUUAUUCACUUUUGUCAGAAAUUCCACUUUUCUUCAUCUUUUCUGGCUCCGUCUGUGCAUCUGCAUCAGACAGCAUCUUCAAAUCCAGAGCAGCAGCCAAUCAGGUGUUUCCUGCCAUCAUGUCUGUGUUACCUUUGGUGAGCUGGACCCUCCUGCUCCUGGUCCAGGUCCAGAGCUGCCUCUCAUCUUCGGACCCAGUGUCAAAGCUCCAGCCCCAUUCCCUGACUGUGGAUCCAGACGCCGCCUCCAGCUCCCACUGCCCCUCCUGUGCCCUGGCCAGGAUGCGGAGAAAUGAUGGGUUGAUGGUGGCGGACAGCGGGAAGACAGGACACGAGCAGGAAGAGGAGGCAGAGGAAGAGGCGGCUCAGCAGGACGUGGUGGAGGCGGUGAAGAGGCACAUCCUAACCAUGCUACACCUGCAGGCCCGGCCCAACAUCACCCGGCCGGUGCCGCGUGCCGCGCUCCUCAACGCCCUACGCAAGCUUCACGUGGGGCGGGUGGCGGACGACGGCAGCGUGCAGAUCGAGGGAGAGGAGGAGGUGCGAGGGAGGGGAGGCCGGGGAGGAGGAGGAGGGGGAGGAGCGGCGGUGGCGGCAGCUCGGGAUGGAGAUGGCGGCGAUGCACAAGAGACAACGGAAAUCAUCACGUUCGCCGAGGCUGGUGAGUCUCAGGGCACGGUGAACUUUGUCCUCUCCAAGGAAGGAGGUGAUAUGAACCUGGUGGAGCAAGCCAACGUCUGGCUCUUCCUCCGAUUGGCGAAGACCAACCGCAGCCGAGCCAAAGUCACCAUCCGCCUCUUCCAGCAGCGCCGUCUUCCCAGUGGACGUCCGUCUCCGCCACAGGAUGACAUCCUCCUGGCGGAGAAGACUGUGGACACCCGUCGCAGUGGCUGGCACACCUUCCCGGUGUCGGCGGCGGUGCAGGCGUUGCUGGAGAGCACAGAGAGUGCGACGCUGAGCCUCAGGGUGUCUUGCCCACUCUGUGCCGACACUGGUGCCACACUCGUCCUGGUCUCAGGAAGCUCGGAUGCGUCACAACGCAGCAACCAGCGGGAACAGUCCCACCGCCCCUUCCUCAUGGCCGUGGUCCGGCAGGGGGACGGCAGCGACUCAAGGCGGCGCAGGAAACGCGGCCUGGAGUGCGGCGGGAAGGUCCGCGUCUGCUGCAAGCGACAGUUCUACGUCAACUUCAAAGACAUCGGCUGGAACGACUGGAUAAUCGCUCCACAGGGUUACCACGCCAACUACUGCGAGGGUGAGUGCCCCUCCCAUGUAGCCAGCAUCACCGGGGCCACUUUGUCCUUUCACUCCACUGUCAUCAGUCAUUACCGCAUGAGGGGUUACAGCCCCUUCCAGACCCUGAGGUCGUGCUGCGUGCCCACCCGGUUAGGAGCCAUGUCCAUGCUGUACUACGACGACGAGCAGAAGAUCAUCAAGAAGGACAUCCAGAACAUGAUCGUGGAGGAGUGCGGCUGCUCGUAAACACAAAAACCUGAACCAGAUUGAAUGAGCUGGACAGGAGAGAAGCGGCAAGGGGGAGGAAGACCUCUGAACCCAGAGAUGAAGGAGAUGGAAGGUGGAGGGAAAGAUGAGCAGGUGACUAUACCCAUCCUCUGCCUUCCUCCAGGUCGCUCUCUGGGAUAAUAAUAAUAAAAAAAAAAAAAAAAAAAAAAAAAAAAAAAAAUUAAUAAAUGAAAAAAAAAAAAAAAAAAA